Messenger RNA from Pimephales promelas (fathead minnow), 4609 nucleotides. RefSeq names its product aldehyde dehydrogenase 18 family, member A1 (gene aldh18a1). NCBI's taxonomy places the organism in Eukaryota, Metazoa, Chordata, Actinopteri, Cypriniformes, Leuciscidae. Gene Ontology annotation, cellular component: cytoplasm; mitochondrion. The record is from RefSeq and is a predicted model, not a curated record. Gene Ontology annotation, molecular function: ATP binding; glutamate-5-semialdehyde dehydrogenase (NADP+) activity; glutamate 5-kinase activity.
UGAACGUCAACAUGGCCGAAACCAUGAGAGCAGCUGCUGAGAGUUGAUGUGGCACUGAAGAGUAGCAGUGGCAGUUAAUUUGAAUUGAAUAAGUAAUAUUUAUUUAGCAGAUUAAGUUGUACAGAUCUGGUCACCAUGUAUCUCCAGAAGAUGUUCUCGUGUUCUCGGCUUUUAGCGAGACCAAAUGCUCUGCAAACCUUCAGAAGAGCUGCUUCUCAAGGCAAAAAUCCCUCUUUCUUCCCAUUUCCUACACUCCAUGCUGUGCGUCAGUGGAGUAAUGUGCCUUUUUUUACAGUGCCACUGGCACGGGCGCACGGUAAGUCAUUUGCCCACCGCAGUGAGCUGCGCCAGGCCAAAAGAAUCGUUGUCAAGUUGGGGAGUGCCGUCGUAACCCGCGGCGACGAGUGUGGCCUCGCUUUGGGCCGACUUGCUUCAAUAGUAGAACAGGUGGCCGUGCUUCAGAAUCAGGGUAGAGAGAUGAUGAUCGUGACCAGCGGUGCUGUAGCUUUUGGAAAGCAAAGGCUGAGGCACGAAAUUCUUCUCUCACAGAGCGUCAGACAAGCCCUGCAUUCAGGCCAGAAUCAGCUCAAAGAUAUGGCACUGCCGGUUCUAGAGGCGAGAGCGUGUGCCGCUGCGGGACAAAGUGGGCUUAUGGCUCUGUAUGAAGCAAUGUUCACUCAGUACAGCACCUGCACAGCCCAGAUCCUGGUAACAAAUCUGGACUUUCACGACGACCAGAAAAGACGAAAUUUGAACAGCACCCUUCACGAGCUGCUGCGUAUGAACAUCGUUCCCAUUAUCAACACCAAUGAUGCUGUGGUGCCUCCCCCAGAACCCAACAGUGACCUACAGGGGGUAAAUGUUAUCAGCAUCAAGGAUAAUGAUAGUCUUGCAGCGCGGCUUGCCGUGGAGAUGAGGGCAGAUCUACUCAUCGCUCUCUCUGAUGUAGAGGGCCUUUAUGACAGCCCACCAGGGUCAGAUGAUGCCAAGCUCCUGGACACAUUUUACCCUGGGGACCAGCACUCCAUAACCUAUGGCACAAAGUCCAGGGUCGGGAUUGGGGGAAUGGAAGCUAAGGUAAAAGCUGCCCUCUGGGCUCUCCAAGGUGGGACUUCUGUUGUGAUUGCUAAUGGUACACACCCCAAAGUCACAGGUCAUGUGAUCACUGACAUUGUUGAGGGCAAAAAAGUGGGAACAUUCUUCUCAGAGGUCAAGCCAGCUGGCCCUACAGUUGAGCAGCAGACAGAAAUGGCUCGCUCUGCUGGCAGGACACUUGCUUCCCUUGAACCCGAACAGAGAAGUGACAUCAUCUGUGCAUUUGCUGAUCUCCUCACCGAGAGGAAAGACGAGAUCUUAUCUGCCAACAAAAAGGACAUGGAGCAUGCUGCCAGCAUAGGUCGUCUGUCUCCAGCCUUGCUGAAGCGACUCGCUUUGUCAUCCUCAAAGCUGAACAGUCUGUCCAUCGGUCUGCGCCAGAUCGCAGUGUCCUCUCAGGACAGCGUUGGCAGGGUUCUGCGAAGGACCCGUGUGGCAAACAACCUGGAGCUGGAGCAGAUCACUGUCCCCAUAGGAGUACUGCUGGUCAUCUUCGAGUCACGGCCAGACUGCCUCCCCCAGGUUUCUGCUUUAGCCAUUGCAAGUGGAAAUGCUCUUUUGCUGAAAGGUGGCAAAGAGGCAGCCAACACAAAUCGCAUCCUGCAUGAGCUCGCCCAGGAGGCCCUGUCCAUUCAUGGAGUGAAAGACGCCAUCCAGCUGGUGAGCACGCGUGAAGAGGUGGAGGAUCUGUGCCGUCUGGAGAAGAUGAUUGAUCUGAUCAUUCCCCGUGGCUCCUCUCAGCUAGUCAGAGAUAUUCAGCGUGCAGCGAAAGGCAUCCCUGUUCUUGGUCAUAGUGAGGGAAUCUGCCAUGUUUAUGUGGACCAUGAGGCCAGUAUUGACAAAGCCAUCAAUAUCAUCCGAGACUCCAAAUGUGACUACCCUGCAGCCUGUAACGCUAUGGAAACCCUGUUGGUGCAUCGAGAUCUUCUCAGAACACCACUGUUUGAUCAGAUCAUCGACAUGCUGAGAACAGAACAUGUGAAGAUCCACGCUGGCCCCAAAUUUGCAUCCUACCUGACCUUCAGUCCAUCAGAGGUGAAAUCUCUGCGUACCGAAUACGGGGAUCUGGAGUGCUGUAUCGAGGUGGUGGACAGUACGCAGGAGGCUGUUGAUCACAUUCAUAAAUACGGCAGUUCCCACACUGAUGUGAUUGUCACGGAAAAUGAGGAAACAGCAGAGCAGUUCCUUCAGCAAUUGGAUAGUGCCUGUGUCUUCUGGAAUGCCAGCUCACGCUUUGCUGAUGGAUUUCGUUUUGGUCUCGGUGCGGAGGUUGGCAUCAGCACGGCCCGUAUUCAUGCCCGUGGACCUGUGGGGUUGGAAGGGCUUCUCACUACCAAGUGGGUCUUACGGGGUGAAGGCCAAACAGCUGCAGACUUCUCUGAGCAGGGCAGCAUGACGUAUCUGCACGAGAACCUUCCAGUGGCGCAGCUUCUUCCUGGACGCAGAACCUCCAGCUAGAGUCUUUAAGUAAAACUUACCCGCUUAAAAAACAAUCCUCCAUCAGACGGUUUAUUUCGAUUAAGUGCGAAUACAUGUAAAAUCAUAGUUGGAUUGAGAGUUAUUCAGUAAACCCAUACAUUAAGAGCCUUUAUGGCUGUUUUCCCCAUAAUUUGGGUGGUUUUAAGGGGCAAAGACCUCACUUCAGCUUUUAAUCAUGUGUAUCCUGUUCUCAGUACAUACCAGCUGAAUUUAAAGCUGUGAAAAAACACAUGAAAGGUCAGAAAAUAAGGGAUUUUGCUUAAAAUCUUGAUCCAUCUUCUUGUUUAUGUUGUAACUUUUGUUAUGAUUUGUGCGUUGUAUUAUAUUUCUUUGAGUAGCGAAACGUUUCAUGGCAAAUAUAAUGACAAUUCCACCACAGUACUGAGUCAAUGAAAAGAGACUUCCCGAACUGCCAAUGUUGUAUUUAUGUAAUAUUUAAUUUUUGAAAUCCAGUAGCAAUUUUGAAAUGACAUUUCCUAGCAGAAAUGAAAGCAUUAAAAAUCUUUGUGCUGAAUUGCAGCAUAUUGUGUAUGCAUAACCUCAAACGUAAUAGGGAAAGAAUCUUGUGGCAUAAUACAUAAUAAAACUGAUUGUUACUAAAAAGGACCAUUUGCAUAUAGCUUAGUGCUGGUCAUAUACUGUACGACAUAAGACAACAGUAUUAUUAAUGAAACAAGAAACUACUAUUUUCACACUGCUUUGUCAUGUCAGUUGCUUUUAUUGAAAUGUAAAAGGAAAGGAAAAACAAACAUCCUGUUCUUUACUUCUCUCUUUUUCCUUUUUUUUUUUUAAGAUUAAUUGCCUUUAAAUCAUAAAUAAUGCGGAGAACUGUAGAUAUUUCCCUGUACCUGGGACAGAUAGACGUUGUCCUGAACUGCUUUAGAAGGCUUGAUGUUUAUUUAAAAGUACUAUAAUGCUCCACAAAAUAGUGAUGCUUAUGGUGAGAAGAGUGUUCUGAAGAUGUUCACAAUUUUUGUAUGUAGAAUAUUUUUUUUUUUUUUUGUACUUUCCAAAUGCUUCUGGAUAAAUUUGCCGCUUCUGAUAAAGACCUGAAAGUUUAAUUUUUACCUGAAAGAUGUUUGGAAAAAGAUUUAGGGAGGAAACCUACAAGUAUCGGGCCGUUUUGAACUUGAUUAAUAAUCUUUCUUAAGUGCAGUUCAGUGUGGGAAACAUCAAGAGGCUGUUCUGUAGGGAGAGAGAGACUUGCCAAGCACUAAGUGGGACAUGGAAGAGUGAAAACAAUACUACUGAGGAUUAAUUAUGUUGCUAUUAGGAAAGAAGAGACAGCGAGAAGACUGAGGCUUGCCAUGAAAGUGCCAGUGCCUUUUGACUUACGAAUUCUUUUUAUUCUCCAAAAUAUGCGGUUUACGCUCAAUGAGCCUUCAUCAGGAACUAAAAAGAUCCAGAGAUGAAGAGAAACAAAGUCUAAUUCAUGUGUUAUUGUGUUCCAACUUUACUGCGUAAGAUCUAUGAUCAAUGACUGUUUUGGAUGAAAGAGGUUAAAAAAAUGCUCAAAUGUGGAGUGUUACUGCCAAAACUGGAGACGAAAAUACAGGUGCUGCUACAAGAAAGCCUAUUUAUAACUAACAUGCGAAACAAAGGUUGCUAUGCUGGAUUUCAAGUGAUAAGAUCACUUCUUGUGAAGUAACAUGAGCGUUGACCCUUAAAAUUGUAUUUCAGAUUAAUUUUGUCAGUGCAGUUUUAAUAUGUUGAAAUCAUGACUGCUAAAUAAUUCUUGAUUUGGUGUUGCAUCAACCUGCGCACAUAAUGUCACAUGCCAAGGUCUAGGUUGAGAGUUUAGGGUGUAUGGAAAUGAAACGAGCCAUCGGACCUUCACAGUCAGUACAGAUUUAAUUGAACAUUACUUGAGGCGAAAACUCAUAUUUCUUGUGUUUCCUUGAUCUUUAGAGACUCAAACGUGCUCCCUGCAGAGCCUUAUUUUUUCAUAUGUAUAAUUAAUCGUCAAAGUUAUUUAUUCAUUUGUAUCUUUGCCAAUUAUGAGCUUCUAAUUAAAAAUUUCAAUAAUUGAUAUUUA